Molecule: messenger RNA, 1293 nt
Organism: Annulohypoxylon maeteangense
Lineage: Eukaryota; Fungi; Ascomycota; Sordariomycetes; Xylariales; Hypoxylaceae
Product: eukaryotic type KH-domain (KH-domain type I)
Exons: 2
Coding region: 24-1004 (326 amino acids)
Biological process (GO): regulation of mRNA splicing, via spliceosome
Cellular component (GO): nucleus
Molecular function (GO): mRNA binding; zinc ion binding
Source: RefSeq, a predicted model, not a curated record
CAACCAAGUUGUAAAGCCAAUCUAUGUGUACAGAUAUAGUCAUGGUCAAUAAAAGACAACAGACUCGAUGGGGCUCGGAAAGCGCUGCCUCAAAACUCCACGGUUUCACGCUGUCUAUUACAGGCGCUAUGACUAGAGAGCAGAUAGAGACAUAUGCGCAACUCGUACGAAUCGAAGAGAUCACCCAGAAGCUCAAGAUAGAUGACAUCGUGCCUACUGACCGGCACAGCAGAUCCCCAUCGCCCGGACCAAUAUACGACAGCGCCGGCCGGCGCAUCAAUACACGUUACCGCCGGCAUUGGGAGAAACUGGAAAAUGAACGCCACUCCUUAGUCCAGCAGGUCUCGCGCAUUAUUCCUAGAUAUCGGGCGCCAGAAGGAUAUCGCUACAACCAUAUGACGAUUAGGGAAAAAGUCUACAUCCCCGACAAGCAGUUUCCCGAGUUCAACUUCAUAGGUCAAUUGCUAGGACCCCGCGGUCGCAGUCUUUCUGACAUGAACACUCGGUCAGGGGCCAACAUCGUGAUUCGUGGGCGAGGAUCUACUAAAGAGGGACGCCGAGGCCAUCGUCACCCCCUAACAAAUGAAGAAAACGAACCUCUCCACUGUCUCGUCACUGCUGACUCCCAAGAGAAGAUCGAUAAGGCGAAGAAGCUCGUCGAUGCCGUCAUCGAGACCGUUAUCACCACACCAGAACAUGCCAACGAGCGCAAGAAAGAGCAGCUCCGUGACUUGGCGAGAGCGAACGGGACCUUUCGCGAUGACGAGGGCCGUGGCAUGGUAACGUCGACUAUUACUAACAGUCACGCUCAGGUGAUAUGUCGAGUUUGUGGUAACGGGGGUCAUAUCGCGAGAGAUUGCUCUGACAGAAGGGCCAAAACGACUACUACUCCAUGGCGAAAUGAUAAUCAACUCCCCCCUUGGCGAUUGCGAAGUGCUGACGGAGAACAGGCGAUCACUGAUACAGUAGAUGCAGCUUGUACGAAGUUCCUGGAGGAAAUGUAGAGCUGAUGAUGGAGCAGCGUUCAUGCCUAAGUGCUGAGAGUUUACUAACAAUGGAAUAAACUGAGGAAUCGUCACUAGGUACCUAUCUCCUAACCGAAUACCUAUGAGUCCCAAGUCAGAUGAAUCUAUUAAACGGUUAUGUUAGCAGUGACAUGAACCGUGAUCUAACAAUAUGCUGUAUGUGGAUGCAUUCAGUAUACCCUCUACUAAUUCCCAGGUUGUCUUGGACGAACAGUAUAUCACCUUUUAGUAAAACCUUACAUGCUAGCUGUCGCCAGGGUAAUUCCCA